GUAUCCAAAUAUACCACUUGAAAUGUGAAUUGAUUGAUGUAGUAAAGGAUGAGAAAUGCGUUAUGUUUUUGAGAAAUUGUUGAAUUUAUUUUUCUUUUUUAUGUUAUCGAGGAAAAAGCGAAAGAUUAGUGUGAAAAGAGAGAAAAUGACAAGAGAUAUCGUAGAUAGACAAAGAAUGAGAACAAAAUUCAAAAAUGGGCACUUGUUCUCACAAAUUCCAUAUUCCUUCAAACCCGCUCACGACAAAAUCCUCUCUCACCACUACGCUGCCAUCUAACAAACACUCGCUAAUCCUUUUUCUCUUCCUUAAAUCCCACCGAUUCCAAAACCCCUCUCUCUCACUCUCAAUCCACAACCAAUUAAUACACGGAGCUUGCAUGGCUGUGAAUUCGGAUUUCUUCGCUUGAUUGGCAAUUUCCUUAAUUCAAUUCGUAAAUUGCCUGCUUUGCACUAAUGUUUCAAGAAGACGGAUCUUCAUCUGUUACCUCAUCUCCGCUGCAAAUGUUUCCGAUGAUGUCGUCAUCGUCUCCGCCUAGCUUAAUGUCACCUUAUCCAUGGCUCAAGGAUCUCAAGCCUGAAGAGAGAGGAUUAUACCUAAUCCAUUUGCUAAUCACUUGCGCAAACCAUGUCGCAUCAGGCAGCCUUGAGAACGCGAACAUAGCCCUUGAUCAAAUAUCCCAUCUUGCGUCGCCUGAUGGCGACACAAUGCAGCGAAUCGCCUCCUAUUUCUCAGAGGCUCUCGCUGAUAGGAUCCUUCGAGCCUGGCCGGGCGUAUACAAGGCCUUUCGCUCGACUAGAAUAUCGGUUGUGGCCGAAGAAAUCCAUGUUAGGAAGAUGUUUUUCGAGUUCUUGCCGUUUAUGAAGGUGGCAUUUGUGAUUAGUAACCAGGCCAUCAUUGAGGCCAUGGAAGGGGAGAAGAUGGUUCAUGUGAUUGACUUGAACGCGACUGAGCCAACACAGUGGUGUGCCCUCAUCCGAGACCUGAGUGCUCGGCCUGAGGGGCCGCCUCAUCUGAGGAUCACGGGGAUCCAUCAGAAGAGGGAGGUGUUGGAGCAGACUGCUCAUGUCUUGAUUGAGGAGGCUGAGAAGCUCGACUUACCGUUUCAGUUCAACCCCGUUGUGAGCAAAUUGGAGGAUCUUGAUGUUGAGAAGCUACGAGUUAAAACAGGGGAGGCUCUAGCAAUUAGUUCGAUAAUGCAGCUGCAUACAUUGCUAGCUUCUAACUGUGAUGCCGGUGGGAACAGGUCCCCGUUGGCGCCUAUGAAAGGCAUAGGCGUGCACUUGCAAAGGGCUGCGCAGAUGAAUCAAGGCACUUUAGGGGAGUUGCUUGAGAAGGAUAUGGUUAAUGGUUAUAGUCCAAGUACUGAUUCUGCCUCUUCAUCGCCAUUGUCUUCGAUGCCCUCACCAGCCGUGCCCUCCUCACCUAAGAUUGAUGGCUAUCUCAGCACUCUGUGGGGUCUGUCUCCCAAAGUUAUGGUGGUGACGGAGCAAGAUUCUGACCACAAUGGGAAGAGCUUGAUGGAGAGGCUGUCGGAGUCAUUGUACUUCUAUGCUGCUUUGUUUGAUUGCUUGGAGUCUGCGUUGCCAAGAGCAUCUAUCGAGAGAUUGAAGAUGGAGAAGAUGUUAUUCGGUGAGGAGAUCAAGAAUAUUAUAGCGUGUGAGGGGGCCGAGAGGAAGCAGAGGCAUGAAAGGCUUGAGAAGUGGAACCAAAGAUUCGAGUUAGCUGGUUUUGGAAAUGUUCCUCUAAGCUAUUAUGCUAUGCUGCAGGCAAAGAGAUUGCUGCAGAGUUAUAACUGUGAUGGUUAUAAGAUCAAAGAGGACAACGGUUGCGUGGUGAUUUGCUGGCAAGAUCGACCCCUUCUCUCAGUAUCAGCAUGGAGGAAUAGAAGGUGAAAUCUAUGUCGAUUUGCCUUACUCUGCUGUUUACUUCAUUUUUAGAGGAACAAACAUACUGUCUGAUUUAGGUGUAGAGUUUUUUAGUGUUGUACUAUUUCUGUUUUCAUUGUUUGCUCACAGUUUUUGUAGAUAUAGCUGAAAUUCGGACAGUGUGUUUGCCUAUGCUUAUGCUUCCCAUCUCAUCAUCCCAUAUUUCAUUUA
Molecule: messenger RNA, 2097 nt
Organism: Salvia miltiorrhiza (redroot sage)
Lineage: Eukaryota; Viridiplantae; Streptophyta; Magnoliopsida; Lamiales; Lamiaceae
Product: scarecrow-like protein 3
Exons: 2
Coding region: 454-1893 (479 amino acids)
Biological process (GO): regulation of DNA-templated transcription
Cellular component (GO): nucleus
Molecular function (GO): sequence-specific DNA binding; DNA-binding transcription factor activity
Source: RefSeq, a predicted model, not a curated record